This is a messenger RNA of Notechis scutatus (mainland tiger snake), 9416 nucleotides long. It is a transcript of the gene TSPAN5, whose product is annotated as tetraspanin 5. Gene Ontology annotation, cellular component: plasma membrane. NCBI's taxonomy places the organism in Eukaryota, Metazoa, Chordata, Lepidosauria, Squamata, Elapidae. The record is from RefSeq and is a predicted model, not a curated record.
GGCCGCUUCCCGCGGCUCAGCAGGUCCGCGCUCUCCCCCGCUGCUCGGCCUCCUCGAUGCGCGGAGGCAGGAGGCGGCGGCGGCGGCCACGACGCGGGUUUCGUUCGCUGCCUGAGCGCUCCGGGCGGCGAAGAGCCGAGCCAGCAAGCCAGCCAUCGGCCGGCUGCCUCUAAUCUGCCUCCCCGCUGCCCGGCUCCUGCGCUCUCGCCCGACCGCGCUGCCCUCUCGCCUUUCUCCCCGCCUCUCCCGGCCAACGGUGCUCGCCAGCAAACUGUCUUCAUGAGCCCCGAGGAUGUCCGGAAAGCAUUAUAAAGGCCCCGAAGUGAGCUGCUGCAUCAAGUAUUUCAUCUUCGGCUUCAACGUCAUCUUCUGGUUCCUGGGCGUAGCAUUUCUUGGAAUUGGACUUUGGGCAUGGAAUGAAAAAGGAGUGCUGUCCAACAUCUCUUCCAUUACUGACCUGGGUGGAUUUGAUCCAGUUUGGCUCUUCCUUGUGGUUGGAGGAGUGAUGUUCAUACUGGGCUUUGCAGGAUGCAUCGGUGCUCUGCGGGAGAAUACUUUUCUUCUCAAGUUUUUCUCAGUCUUCCUUGGAAUAAUCUUCUUCCUGGAACUCACAGCGGGUGUUCUGGCAUUUGUUUUCAAAGACUGGAUCAAAGACCAGCUGUAUUUCUUUAUCAACAACAAUAUCCGAGCAUACAGAGAUGACAUUGAUUUGCAAAAUCUCAUAGACUUUACCCAAGAAUAUUGGCAGUGCUGUGGGGCCUUUGGGGCUGAUGACUGGAACCUCAACAUUUACUUCAACUGCACAGAUUCCAAUGCUAGUCGAGAACGAUGUGGAGUACCUUUCUCUUGCUGCACUAAAGAUCCUGCUGAAGAUGUCAUUAAUACUCAGUGUGGUUAUGAUGCCCGACAAAAACCAGAAGUUGAUCAACAGAUUGUUAUUUACACAAAAGGUUGCGUCCCACAGUUUGAAAAAUGGCUGCAGGAUAACUUAACCAUAGUGGCCGGCAUAUUCAUUGGAAUUGCAUUAUUACAGAUAUUUGGCAUAUGCUUGGCUCAAAAUUUGGUUAGUGAUAUUGAAGCUGUCCGAGCCAGCUGGUAAAACUCUUCAAUGUAAGCCACGCAAGACCUUGUGGGUUACCACAGUUCUCAGAAGGCUCCAUGUGGUCCACAUGGACUCAAAGCUAUGUGAAAAUGAGGAACAGAGAAGUUUUAAGUUCUCAGCUGAUUAGAACAGCAUUUUAUCUUUGUUGAUUUCAGAAUGAGCAGCUCCAGCCACUUAGUUGUGAUGAAUACUAUUAAAACAGCCAGUUGAAAAUGUACUGAGCCAUGAAUCUCUACUGUAUCCUUGAUUGAGUAAACUGGAGGAUAUUUCUUCCGUGUCUUGUGUGUUGUGUGUGUGUGGCAAGUGGUCUGUGUCAAUGGAAAACCUCAAUAGAUGCAUCCUUUUGUUUUCUGUGUUGCAGCAGACCCUCAAUGAGGCAAUUUCCUUUUGCCAUUAAAGAAGUGACCAAGAGACCUAAUGUUUCUUUGGGAAGAAAUCCCACAAAGAGGCAACUAUUUAUCUACUUCUCAUAUGCUUUGUUUUCUGGCAAAAAAGAUCAUCACUCUUCCACGGGAAAUUCAGUAUCAGUUCUAUUACAUCAUCUGUCAAAUAACAACAGCUUUAAUUAUUUUCCAACCUCUGGCAAUCUUUAUUUCAUUGGACACUUGGAACUGUGGAAUCAGCAAACUUCAGGAAAGACCUAAAAUAGAGAUAAUUCUCCAUCUGCAUUAGUCGCUAGCAAUAUGUAAAUGAAGAAGAGAUGAAGGUAUUCAUGCUGGGUGGUUUGAUGAUGAGAUUGAGAAAUGCGAUGAACUUAGAAGCAGAAACACAAGCACAGUGUAUUCAGUUUCAUGGAUAAAAUGAAUUUUAAAGAAACAUCUCUUUGGAAGUUUCUGAUGUCUUCAUGUAGAAGGGCAAAUACUUUUUGUCACAUUAUAACGCUUUCUAAGUAUAUCUUCUUAUGCCCUCUUCAUCGAUUUGGUAUAUACUUUUUAAAAUUGCUACUCCUUUUUGAUUCGCUCAAUUUGAGUGGGCUUCCAAUUCAAACAAAUGUGAAUGAAAUGCUGACCAAUUUUCAUUCUUUGGUUUGUGUUUUGUGCUGGCUUCAUUACCACUUAGUUGCCACUGCAUUUCCUUUUGUGUCUGGUUAAAGUAGAAACCUAAAUGAAAUAUGUAUCUCUUCCUCAUUUUUCAAGCAGGAGCAACAUUUGUACAGCAAUACUGUGCAUGCUUGUGUAUUUCAUUGUGGGUCAGUUUCAGUAAAUGUAUGAUCAUCUAGGUUUUUUUGUCUGGGGUGUUCAACCUUGGCAAUGUCACAAGUUGUGGACUUCAACUCCCAGAGUUCCUAGCUACCACUGACUGGAAUUCUGAGAGUUGAAGUCCACAAGGUUUGUAAUUGCCAAGGUUGGUCACCCCUGUUUUAGGUUUUUGUGUACAUUAAGUACCAGCGGAAAAAAAAAUUAUGAUGCCUCUGUGAAAAACAAACAGAAUUUGGCUAUCAAGGAUAUGAAUUUGGGCUUAGUCCCACUCUUUUUUCAGGGUUGGCAGGAGAGAUGACAAUCCUUUCAAAUUUGGCAGUGACUGAAAAAUAUUGUUAAGUGAAGUAGAACAUGGAAAGGAUAAAUAUUUGGGUUCUACUCGUGUGCAAUAGCUAUUUUAGAAACACUAACUUCCCCAACCUGGUGUCACCAGAAGUGUUAGGGAUACAACUCCCAAGAAUUCAUAGCUAGCAUUGAUAGGCACCAAGUGGGGGAAUGUUGCCCUAAUUUGAAAAGGAAAACAAGUAAAUGCAUUGAUGUCUUAUUCAACUCUCUUGAGUUUUGUACACAGAGCUAAACGUUCUAACUGCACCUGGUAUGACUUCACAUAACCUUUUGUCUAGGUAAUUGAGUUCUGAUCAGGCUCCUUGAAUGGGUAACUGAGGUACAUUUACACAUGCAGAGCUCUGCAAGUUAUAUUUGUGUCAGUCUCAUUCAGUGAAUAGAUUCUCUUAGUUUUUAAUUAGUGAAUUGCUUAAGUGAAGGAAACCAGCAAUGCAGAAUAAAACAUACAGUGGAUGAAAAUUGAAUGAAUUCUUAUGAAUCUCUAGUACUUGAAUAGCUUAGUUGUAGUACAUUCCAGAAACCAAACGUGAAAGAUGCUGAUGUAAGAUGUACUGAAUAAACAUUCCUUCUUUUUUGCUGCUCUUGUACAUUUCUGGAAAAUUUCCAUGUUUCUGCUUAGGUAUAAUAAUGCUAUAGAUGUUUAACUUGUUUUCAUUUUUCUUUUCCUAUUACUUUUUUUCUUCCAUUACCAAGCUGUUUUAUAACUGACAGAUGGUAGACCAUAGUGCUAAAGCUUCUUAUUAAUUAAACAAAGUUAUGUGGUUAGGCAUAUCAUUCUAUCUUUUGGUAAAAGAUGUUGAAAUAUCUUACUGAUUGUACAGCAUUAAGAGGUUGUCUUCUUGGUCCCAGUGGUGAAUAAGCUUAAUAACAUUUUUAUAUAUAGAGAAAAAUGGCAAUCAUUUUGUUUGCAUACAAAACAUGUUUAUUUCUUGGAGUCCUGCAGGAAAUCAGGAACUCUUAUUUUUUUAAAAUAGUUCCCUCCUUACUUUGUCUUGGUCGUGUCCCUUGGUGCAAAUAGAUAAUGUAAUUUUAAUUAUCGGGUAUGUAGUUGCCUUCUAUUUGCCUGUGCAUGAUUAAAAUUCACAUAUUUCUUCCAGAAUCCCACAUUUAUUUUUAAAACAAGGGUGAGCUUGAAAGAGCUUUCAAAUAACUUUCUCAUAGCAAAUGCUCAUUCCAAAAGGUAACGCAAAAAAUUGUGGACAUAGAAACAAAUUAUUAUGAUCUUACCAAAAAUGUCCAGAGCUGGAAAUGACCCCGUUUCAAGCAUGAAACAUCCUGUCUAAGCAAAUUUCUUUUAGCUUAAAAUAUUUUGAAUUAGAAAUGUUUUACACACUUCUAAUACCCACAGUUAAACAUUAAUCUCUGAGAUGUUCCAUCUGGCAAAUAGAAUUUAAUGAAUAAUAGGCCCUAACUAAUGUAAAGCUACAGUCUUUGUAUCAUGGAAAUUUUACAACUGUAAGGUGAAGUUUCUUGAAGUAAUAAAAUAGAUGCCAAUUAUAUGUCUACAGAGAGUACUGAAAUAGUAUAGGUAGUCCUCAAGAUAUGACAUUAAGGAAUCCUGCCCAUUACAGUUGCAUGUCUCGAUGGUCGUUAGGUGAAACACCUCAUCUAAUGAACCCCCAUCCCUGCUCUCCCUAAUGAAUUAUUAAAUGAAUGUGUGAGUCGUUAAGUGGAGUGUGGGGUGCCUCCUGGAUUUGGAGGCCUAGCACAGGCCUAGGCUCACCUGUUGUGGCCCUCACAAGGCCUCACCCCCAAGAUGCCCCACUUCCCGUGGCUUGGGUCCCAACAGGUCUUUUCUCAUUCCCACUGAGUCUUCCCAGGCCGAAGGCCUUACCCCCCCCCCCCCCCCCCAAAAAAAAAACAACCCCAGACCAAAUAUCUUUCUCCUCGCUUACCUUUUGAAGAACUACGAGGCCUUCCAGAGUAGAGAUCUCCAAUCUUGGCCACUUUAAGACUUGUGGACUUCAACUCCCAGAAUUCCUCAGCCAACUUUGCUGGGAGUUGAAGUCCACAAGUCUUAAAUUGGCCAAGGUUGGAGACCCUUGUUCCAGAGGACUGAAAUGGCUGCCUUCUUUUGCAUGGCCAUCUGGCACGGUUGUGAAAGCUGUUGACAUUUUCUUCCACCCCUCCAAAAUGGGAGCCACAUUGGGGUCUCCCCUGCAGGUUCCAGGGACAAACUGCUUCUUUUUGCUGCCUUAACAAGGCCUACGCAGUGCUGGAUAAGCUUUCUGCUGCAUUCAGAAGCUUCUGCGGUGCAGACCUCUUUUAAGGCAGCGAAAUGAAGCAAUUUGUCUGGCAGCUGCCAUUUUGUCCCCACCCACAAAUGGACUGAAAGACAAAAUGGCAGCCAUAUUUGGGGCACUACUGCAUAGCCCAAAGGCAAACUGUUUUGUUCUUCUGCCUUUAACAGGGUCUGCAGUAUGCUGUGGAAGCUUUAUAAAGCGUUCAGAAGCUUCCACAGCAUUGUGCUGAUCUUGUUAAGGCAGCAAAAUGAAGCAGUUUGUCUGGGGACGGCUGCCAUUUUAACCCCGGCCACAAUUUGGAUCGCUGCCAUGCGGUCGGUUGUGUCUUCCUUUCACAACGUGAGCUCUGGAGUUGUGGGUUAUGUAGAGUAGGCCCAAGCACUGCAGGGUGGGAUGGGAGGAGAGAGAGAUGGAAGGGUGCUGCAGGGCCCCUUUGGUGGAUCAUUCAAGGUGAAUUAUUGCAGGGCUGCUAUUACCACUAUUACAUUUGUGUUGGGAACAUCAAAGCACAGGGCUGCUGCAAUCCUUGUAACUUUGACAUGGGGUCAUGUGUAGCCUUUUGGAGGGGGGGCGUGCUGUGGUAACUUUGAACAUUUAUUUAAAUGAACGUUCUUUUAAUUGGGCUCAGCAAUUGGAUCUUUACUGUAUUUUAUUUAUGUCUUUUAAAUUUUGUAUAGUUUUUUUUUUUAAGAUUGUAAGCCGCCCAAAGCUAAGAUGGGGUGGCCAAUAAAAUUUACAAAUGGACAGAUGUGGCCUGUUGUACCUUGAGGACUACCUGUAUUUUGUAGCUUUCUUUGCAAAUUCAUAUUAAAUGUCAAAAAGGAAAAAGCAGCACACAUAAUAAGCAUGUUUGCUAGAAGGAAUUUGCUGACCAAGCCCCACAGUAAAAGUUGGUAUAUUGGUAAAUUUGGGUUAUAGUCUGAUUUCUUAAUUCAAAUAAACUGGUCUCAGAAAGGACACAGUAUAAAAUAGUGAGUGAUGGGGAAAUCAACAAACUGGAAUAAGGGCAACAACAUUUAGGGCCAUUAAGCCAGGUGUAUGCAACCUUGGUAACGUUAAAAGACUUGUGGCCUUCAAUUCCCAGAAUUUCCCAGCCAGCCUGGGAUCUUAAAGUUGCCAAAGUUGGACACCCCUGCACUAAAUACAGUAGAUGUACCCUAUUCAUGUUUUCAGGUGCCCCUUUUCCUCUCUGAAGGGAUGAAGGGUUUUUUUUUUUUUUAAUCAAAGGACAGCAGAGUUUUCAGAUGCUUAUUAGAGUGGGGGGGAAGGAAUUUAGAGGAAUUUCCAGCAAGCCAACCAUCCAAAUAUUUGGGAACAAAAAAUGCUUCAAGGCAGCAACUCUCCAGACUGAGUUUAGCAAGUUUUGGUAUGUGUCAGUUUGGAUGUAAAUGCUUAAUGUUGAAUAUUAAUGCUCAAAUGUUAAGCAGUUAAAAGUUUGUAGCUGUUGUUUGUGUCUUUUCUUUCCACAUUUUUAGAAUUGUACUAAAUAGUACUGUUGUUAUUGACAAGAAGAAGAGUCAAAAGAACCCUCCAAAUGAUACCAGUACACGUCAAGGAAGUUUGUGCUUCGUGCUUGCCUAACAAAUUGCACAUGUUAUAGAUUAUGUUUUAAAGAAUUUGUGCAUCAGAGUGUUUGCUUGCUGCUAGAUCUCCCUACCAUCAUGACAUUUGUAUAGUAGUGGCUUAGUCCUAUAUGGGAACAACGGCUUUGUUAGAAAAUUUUGUAAAUCUUUUUUUGUGAAAGAUGUUGACUAUUUUGUUUUUUUAUUAUUGGUCUAAGGUUUUGCUAAAGAAACGGCCGUGUCUAGAAACCGUCUUGUGUUGCCAAAUCCAACUUGGUUGAAUGAAAUGUUCUAACUCCUGUUUUAUGUCUUCUGCUCUGAAUCUCUGGAAAUCCAUUUGCUUUGUUUGUCAUCAUCUUCGAGCCAAUUCCUGUUUCUAUUAGAUAGUCGUUAUAUAGUGGUGUGUACAUCUCAGAAAUGUAAAUAAUAGCAUGUCUGUGGUAUCAUUCCUGCACAGGUUUACACAUAUUAAUAUGUAUUUAUUUUGAGAACAUGGAAAAAUCCCAACCAUAAAAAAAAAAGUUUUGCAUAUCUAUUGGUUGAAACCUAAACUGCUUUAAUAUGCUGCCAUCUAGUGUUUGCUGGGCCCUUCUGCAAUUUAAUAAAUUAAGAAUUUUUAAAUUUUUGUUAACUUUAAUUCAGUAGUUUUGAAUAUUUACAUGUUAGAAUAUUUUUUGCAAUGAAUAUAACUGUAAACUGGUACAAAUGCAGUGGUUUCUGUUCUUAAUUGGUAAAAAAAAUCUAUUGGUUACUGUUAUGAAAAAGGACAUGUGAAUGAAGAUAUUCAGAGUAUGGUAUAUCGUCUCUUAAAUUGCUUGCUUAGUGAUGCACUUGAGAACAUUUAUUGGAUGGCUCAGUAAGCCUGCUGUUUUUGUUCUGAACUGACUACAUAUCCAGUAUCCUGUUCCCAUACUUUAAUUUUUCUUAAAUUAUGGCUGCUUUCCUGAGAAAUAUAAAAUGACAGUUUACCACAGUUGUGUUUUUACUCUCUUUCUGCCCUUUCAGUAAUCUUGUUCAGCAGAGAGAUAUUCAGCUUUCAAACAGUGGGGACCUAAAAUUUUAUAUCUGUCUAGCCAUGGGCUCAUCUUGAGUCACAUGAGAUUUUGCUGGAGUGGCUGUGUUAUGUGCCUUUUAUAUUUCCCAUUGUGAUAGUUCUGUAAGACCACAAAAGUUUUGCUAGCGAGUUUCUCAAGUCUUAUGUUGUGGAUUCAGAUUUCUCUUGAUGAUAUGCUAUUUCAGUUUCUUCAGUGGUUCAGUGUCAACUAUUGAUCUUUUUAGGCACAUUAUAGCUCUCCCUCAGUCUUUUAUGGUAAAGUGUCAGUAGAGUACAUUUUUGGUGUUUUCAUGUUCCUGCCUUUAGUUAUUUUGGCAGAUAACUCUUGUGUGUCCAUUUUAUGACUGAGAAAGCAACAGGAAAGGCAACUUGUUUGAUUCAUGGAGACAGGUAGAAAAUAUCACACCAUCUUUUCAAACCCAGGGCAGAUGUAGUUUAAGGCAGACUCACCCUUUUCCACAAUCCUGCCCGUAUUUUUCCUCUGCAGCCCACUUCAAUACCAAUGGAUUUUUUUGAUGAACUGACUAAACAGAAAUUGUUAUUUCUUCAUUUUCAUUUGGAAGACUAAUUCCUGAAUUUGACACAGUCUAAAGGAAGAAUGAGGUGUUAUACCUGAAGGAUUGGGAAACUGCCCAUUUAAUAUAUUUAUUCCCAAUGGGGUUAGAUGAUAUAUGAACAUCGAUGGCUGGACUGUAGACUUGAGGUUCUGUCUCCUGAACAUUACAGGAAAAUUGUAGGCUCUCUACAGAAAUUUAAUCCAGGUAGAAGAUGCUGUUCCUGUGCUCUUUUUUCAACAAUGUAAGGUUACAUCAUGGAUGAAAACACAUGGAAUUUUCAGUAUGUAUAUGCUGGUGCUGCCCUUAAGUCUUGUAUAACUGCUUUCUUGUUUUGUGCCUAUAUCAUAGAAAGAGUACACAUACCCUUAAGUAUUGUACGGGAUAUCCCACACUUACCUUGUUGGAAUGGGAUUGUUUGUGUAGCUUAUUAAUACAGUGAUCGAGCAAGAAAUGCAGAAAGGCCUACCUAGGGAACAUAAUUUAAAUCUCAGAAUUGGUCUUAUGAAAUCACUUUAGAUAAACAUAUAAAACAGCCUUCCCCAGCAAGUUGCCUUGCUCUUUAAACUCCCAGAAUUCCUUUCCAUCAUUCCCAGAGGAAGCCUGAUUAGAAAUUUAAUUCAGCAUGUAACUGAUCAUAAAAGUCAGAACUGCAGUGCCUAGCAGACGUCUUACCUGGAACAUGCAUUUCUGUUUAUUUUCAGAAGACUGGGGAUGGGGUUUUCUAACAAGUCACGUUUAGAUAUACUGUAUUAACUUCCAACCUUUUAUUCUAAACCAUUGCAUGACAUAAUGAAGGCAAUGACUGUAGUUACCAUUGUGGUUCCCCUACCCUUUUUACUGUAUUUGAAUGUACUUUACCUGUGUGGAAAGUCUUGUACAUUGCUGAAUUGAUUGUAAAUGCCAAUUACACUUACUGAUAAUGGAAAGUAUUGUUACAAGGAAAGUGCAUGCCUGUACAGCUUGACUGAGAUUUUGUCAUCUCACUCCCACAUGCUCUUAUUUGAUCUCAAAGUGGAUAUAUUUUACCUAAUUUAUCAUUUCUUUACACUAGAAUAUGUUAUACAGUAGCCAUGCAGCUUUCAGUGGACAAAAUUGAACUUUUACAUGAAAUUAACACAACUAUUUUGUGUUAAACAACUAGUUUUUAAAAACAACUAGUUUUUAAGGUAUUGAAAGUGAGAUACAUCAUGCUCUUUCUUUUUUUUUUAAUAGAAGCAAAUUUUCAGAAUGUUUUAAUACAUUUAUGAACAUAGUUUUACUAGUUGUGCAGUAUUCUGUAUUUUACUUGAAAUAAAUCAUUUUAUAUGCAAUUUGUUAGUAUGAUUAGUUUUACAAAUAAAAUGGAGUGACACUU